Molecule: messenger RNA, 1983 nt
Organism: Arabidopsis arenosa
Lineage: Eukaryota; Viridiplantae; Streptophyta; Magnoliopsida; Brassicales; Brassicaceae
Source: the annotation of a GenBank genome assembly
AAAUUCUCCAAUAUUCCUCCGUUUUUCAAAGAACCAAACCGGAAUUUCCACCGGUUCAGGAUUAAACCGAUACGUUUGUUUCCUUUAAAAGAUUAGAGCUUUAUCGGAGAGAUAACUUGUUGGAGAAGACAAAAUGGGAGGUGCUUGUUCUUGUGUAUACAAAGAUGGUGAUAAGAAGAAGUUGAGAUCAAACGAUGAUAAGUCAAGAGGGUUUUCUGGGAAACUGAAGUCGAUGAGGAGAAGAAGAACCUCUGAUUCUUAUUAUUCAGAUCAUUACGGAAGCUCGAGGCGGAAAAGUUCUAAGCCUGAUGAAGUUGUUUUCAACUUUUCCGGUGAACUCGGUCCGAUGCCUCCGUUAAGGAACGAUUCCACCAAGUUUAUGCAGAGGAACUCGUUUAUGGGACGGGCUGGGGUUAUGGGGCUAGAGAAGGCGGUUGAAGUUCUAGACACGCUAGGGAGCAGUAUGUCUCGUAUGAACCCGAGCAGCGCAUAUCUCUCUGGUGUUACAUCGUCGCGUGGUGGCAAAGUCACUAUAUUGGCCUUUGAAGUAGCCAACACAAUAGCCAAAGGUGCUGCUUUGCUGCAAUCUCUGUCUGAAGAGAAUCUCAAGUUUAUGAAGAAAGAUAUGUUGCGAUCCAAGGGAGUUAAGAAGUUGGUUUCUACGGAUACCGCAGAGUUGCAAAUUCUUGCUGCUUCUGACAAAAGGGAGGAACUCGAUCUUUUCUCUGGAGAGGUUAUCAGGUUUGGCAAUAUGUGCAAAGAUAUGCAGUGGCACAAUCUCGAUCGAUAUUUUAUGAAGCUUGACACAGAGAACUCACAGCAUAAACUGCUCAAAGAUGAGGCAGAGGCAAAGAUGCAAGAGCUCGUCACUCUUGCCCGAUUCACUUCUGAAUUAUAUCACGAGUUGCAAGCUUUGGAUAGGUUUGAACAAGAUUACAGGAGAAAGCUUGCAGAAGUAGAGUCUUUAAACCUCUCUCGGAGAGGAGAGGGUAUCGUCAUCUUACAAAAUGAACUAAAACAACAGAGGAAACUCGUGAAGAGCUUACAGAAGAAAUCGCUCUGGUCCCAGAAUCUGGAAGAGGCAAGUCUAAAAGACAAUGAAGGGAAGCAGGGAAGAGAACGAUUAGGUGAAGCCGGUCUUUCGUUACACUAUGCUAAUUUAAUCCAACAAAUUGAUAGUAUUGCGUCUCGACCAUCAUCACUUCCUUCUAAUGUAAGGGACACGCUGUACAAUGCAUUACCUGCUACCGUCAAGACAGCUCUUCGUCCUCAGCUACAAACUCUUGAUCCUGAGGAAGAGCUUUCAAUCUCUGAGAUCAAAGCUGAAAUGGAGAAGUCACUUCAAUGGCUUGUCCCGUUUGCCGAAAACACCACCAAAGCACAUCAAGGCUUCGGAUGGGUAGGUGAAUGGGCAAAUUCAAGGAUAGAGUUUGGGAAAGGAAAAGGAAAAGGCGAGAACAAUGGGAAUCCAACACGACUUCAGACCCUUCAUCAUGCGGAUAAACCAAAAGUUGAUUCAUAUGUACUGGAACUAGUUGUAUGGCUUCAUCGACUAAUGAAGUCAUCAAAGAAACGAGUUCAAGGCGUUAAGCUUCAAGAAACCAACCAUGUCUCUCCACCCAACAAGAUUACCAUCUCCAAUACGCAACUAUCCCUCUCCCCUGACUUCACCUAUAAAAACCAACUCUCUCUAGAAGACAGGUUGUUGUUAGACAGAGUCCAAAGCAUAAGAUUUGGUCCUAAUCUAAGUAAGAGUCAAGAAUUAGUCGGCUUGAAGAAGAACAAGAAAGGAAUCAAGAUUUGGGCACUGAGUAGAAGUACAGGAAACUCUCCAAAAGUCGAUCUUUCGAGUAAGAACUCUUCUAGUGAUUUGGAUGUCCUUGAUGGUUUGGAUUUCGCUUUCCAUUAGGCGUAACGCGUUCGGUUUGAGAACCGGUUUUUGAUCCAUUCUUCUGUAUUUAUAGAUAAAUCUAUCAUUCUUGU